GGAUAAAAAAUUACAAAUCAUCAUAUUUUGAUAAUACUCAAAACAUAUUAUAUAUAUGUAUAGAGAGAGAGAGAAACAAUUUGAAAGAAAAAUAAUUAUUUUUAUUGAAAAAUAUAACAAUUGAAAAAAUGUUUGUAAAUCGAUUAGCGCAAGGUUCUCGUUAUUUUGAAAUUUCGUCAAUUCUCUAUUUUUUAUUUAUUCUCAUUCUAAUAAAUAAAUGUAAUUCUCAAGAAGAUUGCCAUUAUUUGCAAAAAUUGGAGGAAGAAGCAAUUACAGAGUAUUUCAGAAAUCCUAAUUAUCCAGGAACAAUUUCUGGAAGUGUGUAUUGCAUAUGGGAAGUCUAUACCUGGAUUGAUAGGAGGGUUUCUUUAAAUUGUCAAGAGUUUACUGUACCUUCUUCGCUUCUUUGUGCCACUCAAUCUUUUAAUGUGUACACAAAUCCCAAAAGUGUGGGAAAUCUUGUACCUCAAGUAUUUUGUGGAAGUGGAUCAUUUUCUCUAAUAUCAACAAAUAAUACAUUAAGAGUGAUUUAUAGAAGUACGCUUUUAGGUGGACCAGCAAGAUUUAAUUGUGCACUAAAUAUUGUUUAAUCAUAAAAAAGUAACAGUAAGAGAGGGAUGAAGGAAAAAAAAAAAAUUUUAACCCUCAAUUGGCACAAUGGGUCCAUUAGACCCGAGCAUUUUUUUCGAACUCUAAUUGAUUAUAAUAUGUAUUGAAUAAUUUUUUUUUUUUUUUUAAUAUAUUUUAAUAUAUUAGUUUCGACAUAUUCUUAUAUUAGUAAUUUUGUAAGUUUUUUCAUAAAACUAUAAUUUUAUAUACAAAAGAAUAAAUAUAUACACUUCAAAUACAUUAAUAAUUAUAAA
Molecule: messenger RNA, 863 nt
Organism: Leptopilina boulardi
Lineage: Eukaryota; Metazoa; Arthropoda; Insecta; Hymenoptera; Figitidae
Product: CUB and zona pellucida-like domain-containing protein 1
Exons: 4
Coding region: 129-590 (153 amino acids)
Source: RefSeq, a predicted model, not a curated record